Trichomonas vaginalis G3 is the source of this 1287-nucleotide messenger RNA. RefSeq names its product spectrin binding. The record is from RefSeq and is a predicted model, not a curated record. NCBI's taxonomy places the organism in Eukaryota, Parabasalia, Trichomonadida, Trichomonadidae. The transcript has a single exon. Gene Ontology annotation, molecular function: protein binding. The coding region runs from base 1 to 1287 and encodes 428 amino acids.
AUGUCUAACCAAUACUUUGAUCUCCGAAGGAUCUACGGAUACUAUAUCGAUACAUACAAUGCGAUAUAUCGGUUGACGACUGAAAAUGAGGAAGAAUUAAACAAGAUUUACCAAAUGAUCGGAACAAAUUUGAUUAAUAAACGGAGAUAUCUCUCAAAAACAAUUAUACGAAACAUUUUAAAUAUUAUUCCUUAUAAAAAUCGCUAUACAAAGUUUUAUUUGGAACUUGCAAAAUGCAUAUAUGAUGAAUAUCAUGUUAAAGAGGUUAAGGGUGUUUCUGCUAUAUCUAACUACCUGUUUUAUAAAGAAUUUCGGAUUCAAUUAGAAACAUCUUAUAUUUUCGAAGAAAUAAAUACAGACAAUCUAGCCAUUCAUACAGAAGAUUCAAUUUACAGAGCAAUUAUGUAUAAUGACCUAAAAAUUUUCAUCGCAUUCACAGAAAAAGAAGGAUUUGAUAUAGAUCAAAGACUUAAUUGCGAUUUAUAUCCAACUACAUCCGUAGGAUAUUCAUUACUUGAAUUAUGUUGUUAUCACGGAGCAGUCGAUUGUUUCAAGUUUUUAUUAACGAAAUUUAAAUCAAGAAUAACUCAAAAAUGUCUUCAAUUAUCAUUUUUAAGCGGAAAGCCGGAUAUUUUGAAUGAAUGUUUGAAAUAUCGAAAACCUGAUAAUGAUUGCAUGAUGUAUGCAAUUAUUUCACACAACAUUGAUUUUGUUACAUUCUUGAUGAAUGAAUUUAAUAUAGAGAUCAAUUUAGAAAUUUGUGGAUUUAGUCAAAAUCUUGAAUCAUUUUUAGUUUAUUUUGAUCAAACUAAUGAUAUUAACAGAUGCUUUGCUUAUUCAGCGAUGUUUUUUAUUCCAUCUCUUUGUGAAUACUUCCUUUCACAUGAUGCAAUAAUCGAGGAAAAAGGUGAAUUUUGUAAAACAAAUCUUUAUUAUGCAGCCGAAAAUAAUAGUAAUAAAAUAGCAGAACUUCUUAAACCCGAUUAUGCAAAUAUUAAGAAAAAAGAUGUUAAUAGGAAAAAUGCUCUUCAUAUUGCAGCAGAAAUUAACAGUAAAGAAAUUACCAAGUUACGUAUUUCAUACGGUGCAAAUAUCAAUGAAAUUGAUGAUUAUGGAGAAACUGCUCUUCAUAUUGCAGCAUUAAAUAAUUCUAAAGAAACAGCCAAACUUCUUCUUUCAUAUCGGGCAAACUUCUUUAAAAAGAUAGAUUUGGAAGAACAGCUUUUCAUUAUGCAGCAUGCAAUAAUAGUAAAGAGAUGGUCAAAAUUUUUAUUUCAUAUGGUGUAA